Molecule: messenger RNA, 1148 nt
Organism: Daphnia carinata
Lineage: Eukaryota; Metazoa; Arthropoda; Branchiopoda; Diplostraca; Daphniidae
Product: eukaryotic translation initiation factor 4H-like
Exons: 5
Coding region: 101-1135 (344 amino acids)
Molecular function (GO): RNA binding
Source: RefSeq, a predicted model, not a curated record
AUUUUUUCCCUUCUCCCCUUCCCCCACCUCAGCAGAGUAUUCCGCAUAAUUUUGCGCUUUUGGUGCAGUACAAGGGAGAUUCAAGCUUGAAGCCUUCAACAUGGCUGGUCGUUUUGAAGAUGAUUUCUCUGGAAGGUCUUCAGGUUACCGUGAUCAAGGAAAUAGAGGAAGCAGAAGUGGAGGACAAAGUUACCGCAGUGGCAACUCGGGCAAGCCCCUCCCUGAGGAGCCCCCUUUCACAGCUUACGUAGGAAAUUUGCCUGAUGGCACUGUACAGGGUGACCUCGAGAACAUGUUUGAAAACCUUACAGUUAAGAAUGUAAGGAUGGUCCGUGACAGAGAGACUGAUCGCUUCAAAGGUUUCUGUUACGUUGAAUUUGAUUCCCAAAAGGAUUUAAUCCAUGCAUUAGACUUGGAUGGUGUUCUCUGUGAGGGUAAAACUCUUCGUGUUGAUAUUGCUGAGGGUCGCAAGAAUGACAACAGAGGAGGUGGUGAUCGAGGUGGUGGUGGCGGCAAUGACUGGGGCCGCGGUGGAGGCAGAGGAGGUCAGCGUGGUGGUCGUGGUGGAUAUGAAGGUGGUGGGUUUAGUGAUGGUGGACGAGGGCGCUCCGAUCGUGGCGGUUAUGGAGAUCGAGGCGGAGGCUACAACGAUCGUAGAGGAACCUCUUACGGAGGUGGCGAUCGCGGAGGCGACCGAGGUGGUCGUUACGGAGAUUCCGACAGAGGUAGUGAUCGAGGAUCAUAUGGUGGUGGUGGUGGCGGCGGCGGCGGCGGCUACAACGAUCGUAGAAGUGAUGCGGGUGGUUAUGGUGACCGUCGUGGUGGUAGUCGCGGCGAUGGAGAUGGCAGUUAUGGUGAUAGACGUGGAGGCGGGGAUCGUGGUGGAGAUCGUGGCUAUUCAAAUUUUGGAAGCCGGCCUAGGAGAGAUUCGGAUCGCAAAGCUCCGACAGAAGAAUUCCGUGAGCCCAAUGCUGAGGAAGCGGCAGCUCGUCCCAGGCUGAAUUUGCUUCCGCGUUCAGUUGGGGCCCCUCCGGCCGCACUUGCACCUACAAGCCAGACAGCGAGCAUCUUCGGUGGAGCACGUCCACGAGAGGAAGUUUUGAAGUCCCGACCUGAUGAUCAAAACUCUUCAUAAGGAAAAAAAAGGA